This is a messenger RNA of Dibothriocephalus latus, 261 nucleotides long. NCBI's taxonomy places the organism in Eukaryota, Metazoa, Platyhelminthes, Cestoda, Diphyllobothriidea, Diphyllobothriidae. The record is from the annotation of a GenBank genome assembly.
AUGCCCUUCCCCCCGCAAAGCAUCGUCGACAAGGAGGCUGCCUGCUAUGACUGUGAAUACUGUCGGGCGUCGUUCGCCCUGCCCAAGUUCCUGGACAAACACAUGUUUGAUGUCCACAUGGAACCCUGCAUCCGUGUUUCCACUAAAUCCCUCGAGGAAAACGUUCCAGGACCGACAGAUGUGGUAGAGCUGAUUGAAUUGCCCCAGGAAGUGGAAGAACUGGAAGAUGAAGAGGAGGAGGAGGAAGAAGAGGACAGCUGA